This is a messenger RNA of Corvus hawaiiensis (hawaiian crow), 3178 nucleotides long. Its product is annotated as solute carrier family 22 member 15-like. The record is from RefSeq and is a predicted model, not a curated record. Gene Ontology annotation, molecular function: transmembrane transporter activity. The coding region runs from base 8 to 1480 and encodes 490 amino acids. Gene Ontology annotation, biological process: transmembrane transport. Gene Ontology annotation, cellular component: membrane. The transcript has 12 exons. NCBI's taxonomy places the organism in Eukaryota, Metazoa, Chordata, Aves, Passeriformes, Corvidae.
GCGGGGGAUGGAGCUGGAGCUGGAGGAGGCCUUCGUGGCGGCGGGGCCGUUCGGCGCUGGUCAGCGGCGCCUCACGGCGCUGCUGGUGCUGCUGCAGGUAUACGUGGCUUGUCAGUCGAUGCUUAUUGUGCUUGUGGGAGCUGUGCCUGAGUAUCACAGAGACCAAGAAGGAAUUCUGGUGAGCAGAGCUGAGCUUGCCAAGCAUAUCCAUUUUGCCAGGAAUUUCACAUCCAUCGUAACUGAGUGGUACCUAAUUGAACAAGAAGCCUACAAAGUAAGCCUUGCAUCAUCCCUGUUUUUUGCUGGAUUGCUCAUUGGAAAUAUCACAUUUGGCCCUUUGUCAGAUAAACUGGGCAGGAAACCAGUGUAUAUCUCAGGUCUAUUUUUUGAUGUCGUUUUUGGGUACGUCACAGCCUUAGCUCCAAACUAUGACGUAUUUGCAGUUUCACGGUUUUUUGUUGGAAUUGUGAAUGGUGGAAUGGCUCUUGUGUCUUUUGUCCUAACACAAGAAUAUGUAGGAAAAUCAUUUUGGUCAUUUACAGGGUCCUUAACUAAUUUGACGUUUGCAGUUGGCAUUGCUGUUUAUGCUUGGCUGGGUUACUGUGUCAGAGAAUGGCGCUACCUUGCCUUCGUGGCGAAUACUCCAGGAGUCUUCUUCCUCCUCCUUUCUUUCAUGCUCCCAGAAUCACCACGAUGGCUGUACUCCCAAGGGAAAAUGGCAGAAGCUGAAGAUGUGCUGCAGUACAUUGCCCUUGGUAAUGGAAAAGAGAGAUUAAAUCUGAAAUUGAAGCCAAAUGCAGUAACUUUGAGAAAUGGUGAAUCAACAGCUGGUAUCCUGACCUUGGUGAGACACCCGGUGCUUCGGUGGCGAACCCUCAUUCUGAUGUACCUCUGGUAUGUCUGUAGUUUUGUGUACUAUGGACUAACUUUAAAUGCUGGUGAAUUAAGAGGAAAUCUGUAUUUAAACGUGGCUCUUUCUGGUCUUGUGGAAGUUCCAGCAUUUCCCCUCUGCAUGUUUUUUAUUGAGAAAUCCUGGUCUGGCAGACGUAAAACCAUGACGUGUUUCCUGAUAUUUGCAGGAUUUGCCUGUAUAUUCACCAUGUUUUUACCAACAAGUGCUGGUCUCCUCCUUGGUCCCACUUUGUUAGCUCUGUGUGGAAAAAUGAUGGUCAGUGCUGCUUUCAACAUCCUGUACAUUUAUACAUCUGAGCUGUACCCAACACUGCUGAGAAAUGCUGGCUUGGGUGUGUGCUCCAUGUCUUGCAGAUUUGGGGGCAUUCUGGCUCCGUUUGUGCCAUCUAUGAAAUCUCUUAGUCCUUCUGUACCGUUUGUGGUGUUUGGAAUCAGUGGACUGUCAGCAGGAUUCCUGACUCUCCUCCUGCCAGAAACACUAAAUAAGCCAAUUGCUGAGAGCAUUGAAGACCUGCAGAGUCACAGAUACCAAAUGCUCCAAAAUGAAGAGGCAGAGCAAACCUGUUAGAAGACAACACUUGAAUGUGAGGCUUGUCUGGAAAUGAAGCCUGCAUUGAGAAUCUGAAGGGCAGAGUUUUGCCCCAGAUAUCUGACAGGAAACAUCUGAGGACUCAUGUAUAAUGCUGUUUGUAGCAUGCUCAACAGUUUUCAUGUGGAGGCAAAUGGAGAAGAUGGAAUAAGUUGAUCAAAGCAUGUGAGAAAAGAGCUGACAAAUCUGUGCAUUAAUUUAAUGACUUAACAAAAGCAUACUUCAGAGGUUUGGACUUCUCUACAGCUUCUUGAAGUGAAGUAUUAAUUUAUUUUACGAAAUGUAAUUGCUAGCUUCAGAUGAAGCUAUAAUGUAAUUGAAGUGAUGUGUAUAAUUUAAAAUUUAGAUGCCUUAUAUAUUCUGUUAAGCUGGAAUUGUGAAAAGGAGCAGCAUCCAGUAUAUGCUGAUUUUCUCUACAGGUUUUUUUCCUCGAAAUUACAGUACAUGCCUCAUGCUGUGAAGAGACCAAAGAUUUCUAUGGGUUGUUGACCUUACUAUGUUUAGCAUAAGAAACCUGAACAGGAGAUAAAUAAUACUAUAUUGGAAAAACUGCCAGGACUUGAAGAGGUACAUUUAAAGGAGACGAUGAGUAACCUUUUAGAGAAAGGUUAUUAAGUUCUAGAUGUACAUGUGGAAUGAGAAAGAAUUGAACAUGAAUUAUAUAUUGUAUAAUAUAAGUAGUGUAUAAUUGGUGUAUAAUCCAAUAUAUGUCACAUAAUCAAUUAGAAAUUCUUCCUGCGAGGGGAACAGUGAUUGGCUAACAGUUAAUGUAUUUAUGUUGGAGUUGAUACACCAGAAAUAUUACAGGUUUUUUGAUAGCAAACACAAUUUUGUUAUAAAAAAAUAAAUUUUAACAUCUGUAUUAUGAAUACUGCUUUUCCCAGGAUGUUUACACACCUUUUUUUUGAAGAAUACAUGUAUUGUUUUGAUUUUGGCCCUUUAAUGUACUGAUGGGAAAAGGUUACUGCAAGAUAUCUGUAUUUUGAGACGUUCCAUAGUUAAAGAAUAGUUCUGCAAUUGAGCAAGGACCUGUAGAAGUGUGUGUGCAUUUUUAUACACAGCUUGCUCUGCCUGGCUGCCUCACCAAACCCUGUGCUGUGCCCAUGUGUGCUCCACCAGGAGCCUGAUCAGGACCCCAAGAAGUGAUGAUCAGUUGGUGAUCAGAACAAUGUCUAGGUAAUGCUGACAUACAGGUGGAUGGCACAUGCAUUUCCUUAACCUCUGGCGAUAGAGCUGGAUGACAAACACCCAAUAGAAUGUGCUGCAAACUUUUAUCUUCUGAUCAUUUAUUUAUACAAUGAGGAUUAGAUUUGAGUUUGGGAUUUUUUUUUUCCUGACUAAUAUUAAUGCCUUCUAUUGCAUUAACAUUUAUAACCAUAGUAACUAUUGUACCUCUUCAAAGGUAUAAUUGGGUCAGCAGGGAUAUGGUAAAGACCAAGUUUUGUUACUGUAGACUUCAAUUUUUUUAUUAUAGGAAAUAAAGUUUAAUAAGAAAUAGAAUGAUAUAAAGUUGUAUUCCCAAAGCAGAGACAAGACUCUGGAAUAGAAGGAUCGUAAAGGUACCAUUAUGUGGUGGGAGUGUAUUUCUCCAUCCUGCACUGCAGCAGUGCAUUUUCCCUCUUCCUUUAAUUCAACAUUAUGUGAAAAAUGGGAAACAAAGAUAAUUUGCAUUUUGAA